Messenger RNA from Tachysurus vachellii, 3928 nucleotides. RefSeq names its product RNA binding motif protein 10 (gene rbm10). The coding region runs from base 172 to 2655 and encodes 827 amino acids. Lineage: Eukaryota; Metazoa; Chordata; Actinopteri; Siluriformes; Bagridae. Gene Ontology annotation, biological process: mRNA splicing, via spliceosome. Gene Ontology annotation, molecular function: RNA binding. The transcript has 22 exons. Gene Ontology annotation, cellular component: nucleus. The record is from RefSeq and is a predicted model, not a curated record.
AUGUUGACCUCAGCAGAAGGGGUGAUUUAGUUGCGAUUUGGCAACCCCGUUCUUAGCUACAAUAGCUGACUACACUGCGCACAUGAACGCGGAAUCUCCUAAACAUCAAAAUAAACACAUUUUUUAUUUAAUAACGGAGAAGGAGACGCUGAGCAGAUCUUGGUAUUGAUCAUGGAUUAUGGGAGGCGGAGCGGAUGCUGCGAGCGUACGGGACGUACAGAAAACAAGGAUCAUGACUACAGAGACGUGGACUACCGCGGAUAUUCUCACGACAGCGGAUAUAACGAAAUCGACGACAUAAGUAAAGACAGGCAGCACGGACGUGGCGAUUUUGACGACAGUCGGUUCAGAGCGCGAGGAAACAGAGAGAGCGGAGACGGACACCGGCGGGGUAGCGGCUUUUCAAAUUCCAACGCGCACGUCGAGCAGGAGGAAAGAGACUUUCGAUUCGAGGACGAACACGACGCCCACACGCGAGACUACGAGCGCUUCAGACGCAGAACAGAAGAGUGGAGAAGAGACGGAGGACAAGCCGAAGAGGAGAAAUAUUCCAGAACUUCCGGAUCACGAAGGCAGGGCGGAUGGAGGGACGAGGACGGAGAGAUGAAUUACAGGACAGAGUCGAGCGCAGAGGACUCAGAGCUGCGUGAUCGGGAUUACAGAGGUGAAGACCAGAAACCAAGCAACAUCAUCAUGUUGAGGAUGUUACCACCUGACGCCACCGCCAACGAGAUCCGAGCCCUUCUCCAGGUUCAGGGGAUUCAGCCUCGAGAUGUUCGCCUGAUGAGGAACAAAUCCUCAGGUCAGAGCCGAGGAUUCGCCUUCGUCGAGUUUAAUCACUUGCAGGAGGCCAGCCGCUGGAUGGAGACCAACCAGAGAUUGCUCACUGUUCUGGGACACAGAGUGUCUAUGCACUAUAGUGAUCCUAAGCCACGCGCUAACGAGGACUGGCUGUGUAACAAGUGUGGAGUGCAGAACUUCAAACGAAGGGAGAAAUGUUUCAAAUGCGGAGUUCCAAAAUCAGAUGCUGAGCACAAACUGCCCAUGCUGCAAAAAGAUCUAACCCUGAGGCAGUCAAAGGAUUCAUCACAGGGCUUACUGCCUCUUCCUACCAUCUAUCAGUCAGCCACCCCUCUGCUUAACAUCUCCGCUUCAUCUCAGGCUGCGGAGGCAGCAAACGACACCCUAAUCCUCAGGAAUCUUGGUCCUCACACCACACUAGAGGCCAUUUUGUCAUCCCUGGCACCAUUCGCUACAUUGUCUUCCACCAACGUUCGGCUCAUUAAAGACAAACAGACGCAGCUGAAUCGUGGCUUCGCGUUCGUACAGCUCACCACCAUCGUGGAGGCGUCUCAGCUGUUACAGAUCCUUCAGGCUCUUCAGCCUCCGCUGUCCAUCGACGGGAAAAGCGUGACUGUGGAGUUCGCCAAGGGCUCAAAACGAGAGGUAUCGGUGGCCGACAGCAGUCGAGUGAGUGCAGCGACAGUAGCGAGUACAGCCAUCGCUGCGGCACAGUGGGCCGUUUCCCAGCUGUCCGCAGGAGGAGAUGUGAGCGUGUACCACCAGGGGGCAGCAACAUCUACAUUUAUUCAGCAGAGACCAGAAGGAGUUGCCUCAGAGGCAGUCAGCUAUCAAGGGGCCGCUGCUGUUAUUGGGACAGGCCCUGUGGCAAAUUCUGCUCCAGGGUUAAUAGGUGUCUAUGAAGAAGGGAGUAUGACUGCAGCGUCUUUGGUUCCCACGGUAACCGAAGGUGCAGCCGUCAGUUCUGCGCACAUACAGACACUAAAACAGGUCGUCAGCUCACGGCCAAGCCAGGUUGAGAUUGUUGGAAAGCCUCAACCUGCCACCCCAGGAACAGCCCAUGAGCUUCAGCAGUACCCUGAUCCUGAUGUGUCCACAUAUCAGUACGAUGAAAGCUCAGGUUAUUACUAUGACCCUCUGACUGGACUUUACUACGAUCCAAACUCCCAGUAUUACUACAACCCUCACACACAGCUGUACAUGUACUGGGACGGAGAAAAACACACUUACGUUCCUGCCCCUAACGAUGGCACUGAUCCUGCUGCCAUGGCUACAACCUCUGAUUUCUCGUCUUUGACCAAGGAGAAGAAGGACAAACCCAAAACCAAGACAGCGCAGCAGAUUGCUAAAGACAUGGAGCGCUGGGCUAAAAGCAUGAACAGACAGAAGGAGAGCGUUCGCUCGGCCUCGUCCGCUCUCACGCAGGCCCGACUCGCAGACGAGCGCCGAGAGUCCGCCAGCGCCGACGCCGGAUACGCCAUUUUGGAGAAGAAGGGUGCUCUGUCAGACCGUCUGCAGAUUCUGACGGAGCACAUACAGCAUCCUGAAGAAAGAGAGAGUCCUCCUCCUCAAACUUCAGCGUUGGUGUACAGAGGAGAGACGGACGGAGAGGAUGUGGGAAGAGGAGAGAGGGAUGAGAGGAUGACAGACUGGGCUAAACUGGCAUGUUUACUCUGCAGGAGACAGUUUCCCAGUAAAGAGGCUUUAAUCAGACAUCAGCAGCUCUCAGAGCUCCAUAAGCAAAAUCUUGAGCAGAGAAGAGCUCGACAGGCCCUGCAGGAGAGCAUGGAGAGCCAGAUGAAAUACAGGAGUGACACCCCAGAUGCCAAAAAGAGGAAAUACAGCCCCAUGUGACCCCACACACACACACACACACGCACACACAGUGCACUAACAGAAUCAACUUCAUGUCACACACAGCCAUAAUUAACACUGAGUGUUAGGAGCGCAUUCAGAUUGAUUUCUUUUUUUUUUCUUUUCUUUUCCCUCUCGUCAACACACACACAAACACACCACAUCUCCGGUGUUAAAUAAUGCAUUCUUCAGUAAUAAGAAUCCACUGAGGUAAAUGUGUGUGUGUGUGUGUGUGUUUGACAACAGAUAAAACCUUCACCACAGUGUGGUGUCUUAAAAAUCUCAGCCUUUAUUUUCCAUUAAAAAAGAAUUAACAUCAGCAAUCAGAAAUUUUGUUUAUAUUUUACAAAUGUAAUUAUAAUUUUUUUUUAUUAACAAAUUUAUUUUUACUUGGUCACUUUCAUAGAUCAUAGUCUUCUCAUUUAUUAUUUGAAGUGUUUGUUUUUAAAGAGAACCCAUUAGCUUCCAUGUAAAUGUUUAAUUAUAAUUUUGAUUAUCUCUAUUUUUUAUUUUGAAGGACAGCAGAAAUAUUCAGGAUUGUAUCAUUUCUUUUUUUUUUUCUUUAAAGAAAUCCUAGCAAUAUUUUAAAGGAAUGUGAUGUCAAUUUCUGACUGGAAUAGAAUAACACUAUUUCAGUAUGAACCUGUUCAUUAAAACUAUUUCUGCGCUCUUAAGCGUGUAAACUUUCGAACACUUGUCUAUGCAGCAAGAUUAGCGCGUGUAGUCCUUUAAACGUGUUUAAGUCCGUUUAAUAUUCACGUUGUAUACAAACUUCGUCGUGCCACAUUGCGUUUGUGCGUCAUCGUCAAAUGAGUGAAUUGUCCAUGUUUUAUGUCUUUUGCUAACAAAACUGUCAGCUUUUUUUUUUUUUUUUUUCCCUGUCAACUAUUUACACAAAAACGUCUCGCAAACUAGCAAGACAAGAAUAUUAAAGUCUUAGCGCACAGGAAGUCAAAACAGUCGUAAGUCGGUUUCAGUCAAACCUGCGCAGAGCUAGUUAGCGUGUUCAUACAGCAGAAAUGGUCCAGAAUCGGCUGUGAGUGGGAUCAACAUACAUAUCAUGUGCGAUUCGUACACGUUUUCUCUUCAGGACAUACUUGUAUUUUUGUAAGUCUGUACAGUAUGCGUUUUAAUGAACUGUUUUAUGAGCAAAGAUUUUAAAAAAGAAAAGAGGCCAUUAUGAUAUUAAGAGUUCCAUCACUCCUGUCUUGUUAAGCGUUUAUAAAUGUAAAGCAUUAUAUAAACGAAAAAUAAAGAAUCAGACUGCAUUGUA